GCGCGCGCAAAUGAGCAAAUUAUAGAAACGUAAAUUACUCUUAAAAAGUAAUUAAUUACUAGUUACUCAUUACAUAUUCAAUAGUGUAAUUAGAUUACUGUCCAAAUUACUCUGUCCAAAAAGUAUUUAGUUACUCAUUACUAAUUACUUUCUAUAUCCUACAUCAACCUUGAUAAGUUAAGUGAUUCAAGGAUAGACAUAUAACGGCUUAUUGAAUUCAUUCAAAAUAAUAAUAUUAUUAACUGAUCAAAGUAUAAUUAAUGUGAGCACAGAUUUUAAAGUAAGACUUUGAAUUUUGAUGUCAAUUACACCAUUGCACAUGCAUAUAUUUCACAAUGUAUUUAGUUUAAUUACAUCAAGUAACUGUAAUUAAAUUGCAGAAAACAUGUGAGUAAUCCCUUACUUUACUUUUUCAAGGGGAAAGUAAUUAAAUUACAGUAACUAAUUACUUAGUAACUAAUUACACCCAACACUGUAUACGACAGUGUUCCUCCAUUAACCUAUGACAAUGCUCCAUGCUGUUCAAAUUUCUGGAGAGCAUAUUUUCAUCAUUUAUUGUCACACAAGUGUUUAGUUCUGUAAAAUAUCUUUGAACAUCAUUGCACUGACAACAAGUGCACUGUAAAAGAAUAGAAAUAGAAUUAUAAAACGUGUCUUAAACAUAUUUAGAAUUGCAGGAUACCUCCGUUGACCAAUACCGUAUGAGUUAGAAUGGUUCAAUGUGUGCAAGCUCAAUAAUAAAACUAUUUUUUUCUCGGGUGCAUUCGCACUCUCUCGCGCACACUCAACCCCUCUCGCGCACUGUCAAUCCUUCUCGCGCACAUUCAACCCCUCUCGCGAACAUUCAACCCCUCUCGCGCCCACUCAACCCCUCUCUCUGCAUUCGCUUUACCUUUGUCAACUUCCGUGCCUCAUACCCCUCAUAGAGUCGGGCGCUCUAUCGAGGAGGCUAAAGACCGCAGUCGUGUCCUUGAGGCCGGGGAGUGAGGUUUACGUACUGCAGAGCACUUCACUAGCUUGCCUCCGUUACAGCAGCAGCAGGUGGAUCAUCCCACAAAUGUGAAACCGAUCCAGAAAAGCAGGAAGCAGAACCCAGUGCAGAUAGAAAAAAUAGAUAUUUUUUGAAGUUGUUUUUGUGACAAUGGAAGGCGGACCAUCGAGCUAUAAGGAAGCCUUUAAGAAGUCUGAGAAAACUGUUUGUCGCCUUUCUCUUAUCGAUAUUCAAGGUGUACCUCUCAAGAGUCAGAUUGUAAACAACUUGGAUUCAAUUUUACAAUUCUGCCCUGACCCAUCUGACCUGCUUAUUUCUACCUACCCUAAAGCAGGCACAACCUGGGUUCAGGAAAUUGUUGAUCUUCUUCUGAACAAUGGAGAUGCUGAAGCAUGCAAGAGAGCACCCAUAAUUUCUCGUAAUCCUUUCCUGGACAGCUGCCUUCCUCCACCCUUACCAUCAGGGCUUGACUUACUCAAAGAAAUGAAACCCCCAAGAGUCAUAAAGACUCAUAUGCCCAUUCAACUAGUGCCUAAAGGAUUCUGGGACAAUAAAUGCAAGAUGAAUUUAACCCACCCAGAACCAGGCCCUUGGGAUGGAUACAUUCAGAAGUUCAUGAAGGGACAAUUGUCUUGGGGCUCUUGGUAUGAUCAUGUUAAAAGUUACUGGAGGGAACGAAAGGAAAGAAAUAUCCUUUACCUUCUCUAUGAGGACUUGAAAGAGAAUCCUGUUCGGGAAAUCAAGAAGAUUAGGCAGUAUCUUGGUGUUUUGGUUUCUGAUGAUGUCAUCGAGAGGAUUGUGCAGUUGACAUCUUUCAAAACCAUGAAGGAUAAUCCUAUGGCCAACUAUUCCUUUAUUCCAAAGUUAUUGUUUGAUCAGUCUGUUUCUCCCUUCAUGAGAAAAGGAGAGGUCGGUGACUGGGUCAACCAUUUCACUCCAGCUCAAUCCCAGGUGUUUGAUGAAGACUAUGCAAAACAAAUGAAGGAUGUGGAUAUUCCGUUCCGUUUCAGAAUUUGAUUACUUAUUGUUUUGUGCAACUUUAAAGAUGCAGAAAAAGUAAUUAAUUUACAUUUGUGGCUUUCAGGCUUGCACAGUUAUCAUGAAACAUUGAAAACUAUCAGAACAAUUCUUAAAAAGUUAAUUUGUUAAUUAUUAACGCUAUUUGACACAUUAUGGGGCAGAUUCCAAGAUACUUAAGUCUAGUCUAGACCCAUUUUUUUUUACUGCUCUCUAAACUGGAAACAACUUGCACUGUCAUAUCUUAAAACCAAGAUCACAUACGACUUUGUGACAUUGUCACGAACGGCAAUCUAUUAAUUCAUGUUCAUGGACACAAAUUUCCCCCUUUUUUCAUGUCACCUGGCACAACUUUCAAUGUAACGUACUUUAAUACACUGUAUUUCAUGUGUAUAAAUAUAUAUAAAUUAAUCUGAUGGGAAUUCAUACCAUUUCUGUGAAUUCCUAUUUCCUACGAUCUCAUUAGUAUGUUUUGUAAUGAUUUGACUUUGCUAUAUGGUUUGGGGUGAGGUUAGGUUUUGGUUGGCCACCUCCUAAAAUAUGAAUUCUUUUGAUUUCAGUUUAUAAAUAUAUAAAUGUAAAUAUUUAUAUACACACACGUAUGUGUAUGGAAGUCUUGCUGACUGACAUGAAAAAAAUGGAAAUUCAUGUCCAUGAACACAAAUAUAUAGAUUCCAAAUUUCAUGCCAAUGCCACAAACUGACUUGAGACUAGGUCGAUUAAAAUUCAUCAAUGCCAUUGUGUACUCUUUAAAAUGCACACAAAUUAUUAGUGUAAUAUAAUAUAAUGUAGUAUAAUAAUUGUGUUAGUUUUGUGUCAAAGAUAUACACGUGUUCAGUUAAGGACAAUGCGUUUUGUAAUUCAUAAAUGAGCUGGCAUGUUUCAUUUAUGAACCAGAGCUCUUGUUCAACAGAAACUAAUGCAAUGCAAAGACCUGUAUGAUUUUUUUGCAUACUGAUUUCAGUUAAUACAAGUUUUUUUACUAUGAAUAUCAUUCUUAAACAAUAGUUACUGUUUUAAAAAUUUGUUACUGUUCUACAAACACCAUAAUUAAACUGGUUUGUAGUAAAACCAGUUAACUUUCCUAAUAAACAUUUCCACUGUAAGUGAUAUGCAGAUAUGCAGAUAUUUGUAUAAUUGUAUUUAAAAGAAUUCAAGACUUAUGAAUGUAUACUAAUGUGUACCAAAUACUUAAAAUAAUUUACGAGCGAAAAUUAUGUGUUUACGUUUUCCUUCCAUUAUGUAAGACAAAUCAGUCAUGUCAUGCACUCUUUAAUCUGUGAUCGCUUUUGUUCUGCAUGCUGUUAAAGACAGUAGUAUAGUACAUUUGAAAGAAUAUUAUUGGUUAAAGCUACAGAACGAACACACCCCUCACUGAACGAACACACCCCUCACUGAACUAGACCUCCAUCUGAGUCUGAUUGAGGCAAGACCAAGGGCUUUUUGCCUCUUUAAGCCGAGACUCGUAGGAAAUUUGAAACCUCUGCUGUCUUUCAAGGCCUGUAAAAAAUGUGUUUUAAAAAUAAAUAAACAAACAAACUUAGCAGCAUGAUCUGGGCUGUAUGUUAAGGUUUUUGGCACGGAGUAAAGAGGAUAAAAGUUUUGUAGCACAGGCCAAACAGUUGAAGCACAAGUGUACAUCUGUUAUCAUCUUUGAAAAAAGAUGCAGGUCAUCACAUAAAUAGACAGUUAACUGAAAGGAUAUUAAUGUAAUAUAAAUGGAUAUAUAAGGGCCUUAGUUGUUUUUCCCAAUUUCUUCCGAAAGAGUUCUGUAUUUUCGAUGCUCUACUACAAAGUAGUAAAUAAAUUUGUCCAUAACAA
Triplophysa dalaica is the source of this 3829-nucleotide messenger RNA. RefSeq names its product sulfotransferase 1 family member D1-like. Gene Ontology annotation, cellular component: cytoplasm. Bases 1142 to 2008 code for a protein of 288 amino acids. Gene Ontology annotation, biological process: sulfation. Lineage: Eukaryota; Metazoa; Chordata; Actinopteri; Cypriniformes; Nemacheilidae. Gene Ontology annotation, molecular function: sulfotransferase activity. The transcript has 8 exons. The record is from RefSeq and is a predicted model, not a curated record.